AAUUUUCCAAAUAUUAAAUAAGAAAUGUUUAACAAUAAUGAGGUUAGAAUCAGCUAAUUACAUUUAUAAUAGACUUUAUUCUACAAUAUAGAGAAGUGCUAUGUAAAGUUGCAUAACGUUUCGUAGGAAAAGAGUUAAAUGAUGUUUACGUAUAGUUCAAUGUUUAUUGUAUUCGGAUUAUUUUUGAUAAUAUUUUUUGACACGACUUCGGCAAAAUGUAAUAACAUCGAGACUUGUACUUGCAUCGUUCCUGACAAUGAAGCAAAGAUAUUAAUUAAUAUUAUAUACAAAGGAAAACCUGAAGAGAAACUGCCUCAUACAUUGUACAUCGAUUAUUGUGAGAAUAUACCAGAAAAAAUUAAUGAAAAUGAACUCCAUUGUACUAAACAAAAUGGAUCGUUCUGCUCCAAUAAUUUUCAUACAACAAAACUUACUGAAUUAGGGGUUGUGAAUCAAACUGACGUACAAUUGGUAUCAGGGUAUAAUAAUAUAUCAGUAUCCAUAACUUAUCAAAAUUUCGUUUUACGAACAACGGUUAGUUGUUGCACAAAAUGUACCGCACAAUUUAUUUCCAACAAUGUUACCUAUCAUGUUCCACCAAUGGGGACAAUAAAUCCAUGCAAGAAACAACUGCCUCUAGCUACCAUUUCGAUAGGAUCUACUUUGGUAAUUCUAUUCUUCGUGUUCAGUGGAUUAUAUUUUAUUGGUGGUGCAAUAACAUUAAGGAUGCUAAGAGGUGCGACUGGUUGGGAAAUGUUACCUAAUCACGAGUUUUGGUGUGAUCUUCCAUCGCUUAUUAGAGAUGGCAUUACUUUCACUUUUAACUGCUGCAGAGCAGAUAGUUAUGAAAGAAUAUGAAUCUCUGAUGAGAUUUUAUCUAUAUUAUUUUUUUAUACUAUACCUAAUGUGUACAAACUCGGUCCUAAUUUAUACAUCUUUAAAAUAGUGCGUUUAUAAAUAUCCAAAAUGUUAGAUCUUAUUGUAUAUUUAUAAAUUACAACAUAUCUGUGUGCUAUAAUAUUUGAUAAGAACGAAGACGAAAGUUAUUUAAUAUAGCAUAUACAUUUGCUAGCUAGUAAUCCGGCGUAUAUUCGGAAACAUUUUACUGUGAAUAUUCAUUAUUUUACAAAUUUUUUACAGUAUACCUAUACACACAAGGAUGUAUAUGUAUAUAUGAUGUAUACAUGCGUUUGUAAUCACAGAACCA
This is a messenger RNA of Polistes dominula (European paper wasp), 1207 nucleotides long. RefSeq lists its product as uncharacterized. The record is from RefSeq and is a predicted model, not a curated record. Gene Ontology annotation, cellular component: trans-Golgi network. Lineage: Eukaryota; Metazoa; Arthropoda; Insecta; Hymenoptera; Vespidae.